GCGUCGGCUGGGCUUCUGGGGCGCGACGGCUUCUGCUUGCGGACCUCGAAACCGUCGGGGAGCCGCAACAACCGCUGUUUUCCUGCUUUGCUGCAGCAACUGCACGGGGCAGAGACCUUUCUCCCCCCCCUUGCCGGGCAUUUUUGUGGGGUGCGUCCCGCCCGAGGACUGCGUACAGCAGGCGAGAGCCACUCUGGAGAUGUUCCUGGCCCCCGAAGAGGCACCAGCGAGCGCGCAGGAGCGGCCGGGCUGCUGAGAACGCGCCGUCGAGGGAACGUCGGAAGGCAGCAGGCAGAAUGGGCUGCAUGAAAUCCAAAGAAAUCAACCUUAAUGAAAAAGGUUCAGGAACUCGUUUGAGCUUGGGUGAUCAGAAUAAUUACAUCCCAGACCCCCUUGGCGCAGCACCCAGCAAGCCAAAGCCUUCCGGAACCGAUGGACCAGAGGAGUUUAUUGUUCUGGCUCUUUACGACUAUGAAGCCAUCCACAAGGAGGACUUGAACUUCCAGAAGGGCGACCACCUCAAAGUCCUAGAGAACUCGGGCGAGUGGUGGAGAGCGAAAGCCCUCUCAACAGGCCAAGAGGGUUAUAUCCCCAGCAACUAUGUCGCCAGAGUCAACUCCCUGGAGACAGAGGAGUGGUUUUUCAGAGGCGUCAGCAGGAAGGAUGCUGAGCGGCAGCUGCUGAGCCCUGGGAAUGUGAUAGGCUCCUUCAUGAUCCGAGACAGCGAGACAACCAAGGGUUCUUACUCCUUGUCCGUGCGAGAUUUCGACAACCAGAACAAAGUGGAGACGGUGAAGCAUUACAAGAUUCGGAUGCUGGACAGCGGCGGCUUCUACAUUUCUCCUCGGAACACCUUCAGCACCCUGCAGGAGCUGGUCAGCCAUUAUAAGGGGCAAAGCGAUGGUCUGUGUCAAAAGCUGACUUACCCGUGUAUCGCUCCGAAACCUCAGCAGCCCUGGGAGAAAGAUGCCUGGGAAAUCCCCCGCAGCUCUCUGAAGCUGGAGAAGAAACUGGGAGCUGGGCAAUUUGGAGAAGUCUGGAUGGCCACCUACAACAUGCACACAAAAGUGGCCGUCAAAACUAUGAAGCCAGGGAGCAUGUCUGUGGAAGCCUUCCUGGAAGAAGCCAACAUCAUGAAGACCUUGCAGCACGACAAGCUGGUCAAGCUGCAUGCCGUCGUGACCAAGGAGGAGCCCAUUUACAUCAUCACCGAAUACAUGGAGAAAGGUAGUUUGCUGGAUUUCCUGAAGAGUGACGAGGGUCACAAGCAGCGGCUCCCGGUUUUGAUAGACUUCUCUGCCCAGAUUGCAGCAGGCAUGGCUUUCAUUGAGAAGCGAAACUACAUCCACCGCGACUUGAGAGCUGCCAACAUCUUGGUCUCGGCCAUGCUGGCGUGCAAGAUUGCCGAUUUUGGCUUGGCUCGGGUGAUUGACGACAACGAAUACACAGCCCGGGAAGGUGCCAAAUUUCCCAUCAAGUGGACUGCGCCCGAAGCCAUCAACUUCGGCUCCUUCACAAUAAAGUCUGACAUCUGGUCUUUUGGGAUCCUCCUGAUGGAGAUAAUUACCUACGGGCGGACCCCAUACCCAGGGAUGUCGCACCAGGAAGUGAUCCGUGCCCUAGAGCGCGGCUAUCGGAUGCCACGCACAGAGGACUGCCCAGAGGAGCUCUACGAAGUGAUGAUGCAGUGCUGGAAACGCAAGCCUGAGGACCGCCCAACGUUCGAGUACAAUCAGAGCAUCCUGGAGGAUUUCUUCACUGCCACCGAAAGCCAGUACCAGCAACAGCCUUAAAGUAGAUGGAGGACCGGACAGCAGAGUUGGACAGUCACUGCAGAAUGAUGCUGGAGAGAGAGCCAGUAUUUGAUGUCAAGAUCGCCCUGUGGCUUCGGCAAAAGUAGCUGCUUCCAUCUUGGGAGAUUACAAGGAACAUUUUAUUGACUGCUGUUGUUGUGCUCAUAGCUAAAAUGCCUUUUAAAAACUGCAUUCAGUAGAUGCCAUUUCUGCUGAAGCAUGCCAUGCACUUUUUGUCUCAGGGUUUUGUUACCUGCUGGAAAACCACUGGCUGUUGGUCUAGAAGUGUCAUGUGUGUGUGUGUGUGUGUGUGUGUGUGUGAGAGAGAGAGAGAGAGAGAGUGUUUGUCAUUUGACUUGGGGGGGGGCAUGAAUCUGACUAAUUGACCAGGCAAAUAAUAUAAUAAAUAUACAGUACCACUAAUUACAGGCAUUCUAAGUAAGCUUGCCACCUCUUUCUUAAUGCAAGGGAUGGCUGCUUAUUUAGCAAUAUGAAAUUUUAAUGCUGAAUAGGAAACUGUUCCCUGAAAUAAAGCACAGAUGGUGAGCCUAAUUGGCUUAUAUUGAUCGCAGCACCCCUAGUAGCAAUAAGAUUAAAUCCUAAACUAUUCUAAUCAAUGUAUUAUUUAUAGCGUAUAAUAUUAUAGAAAGAUCAGUGUAUGCCAACAAUAUUCAAAGGAACAAACGGUUAUUCCUGGUUUUUACUUGGAGGGGAGGUCUGACUGUUACAGACGAAAUGCAUGCAGCAAUGAGAAGCAGGUUUAUUUUUUAAUUAUGGUUGCAGUUGUAUGUGUUUGUGAAUCUAGAUUCCUGAAGUAGGAAGGAGUUGCUGAGAGUACACUAUCCUCUUUCAACUUGAAUAAUGCCAUGAUGGCAUUAAAAGGGCACUGAAAAGCUAUCCUUAGAUUCAUGGAAUACCUGACUGCAGUCAAAUAUCAGGCAACUCUGCUGCCAGUCUAAGUAAACAAUAUGCAGCUGGGUAGAGAAGCAGUCUGCCCUGGUGUAAGGUGACUUCCUACAAUCAUUACAGGUGGACUGGACAUUUGUAUGGUGCUGAAUCAGGAGUUUGCAAGACUCUUGUGGUUUACGCACCCUUUGAUCCUCGUACAAGAGAAAGGGCACUAAGACCACAUCUGUUCACAAGAGCAGGACUGCGCUGUUUUCACAAUUGCGUUUCAAGUUAGGGGCAUAUGUAUUUUUAUAGAAAAUUUUCCCAAACCAGGUAGCAAUAAAACAACAUAGAAAAUAGAACUGCAAAAUUGGAGAAUCCUAAAACGUAAGAUUGAAAGAAUGAGAUUUUUUUUAAAAAAAAUGGCAGAGAAGUAGCAUAAGGAGCAAUAAUGGAUCAGUGCUAGCUCAUGGUAUGUUUGGAAAAGAUGACCUCUGUAGAUCUCCUCCCAAAGAUGACCCACCUCCUCCUUAGGGCUGUCCCCACUGCCCAUUCCCUUGCCCCUCCCAGACUCAAUCCAAACGGAGGGAGAGUAGCAUUCCUUCACUUGCCUACUAUUCACUCUCUCUGGACCAGAGGGAAAAUGGAAAACCAUUCAAGGCUGCUGUUCCAUCUACAUGAUCUUGCAUGUUCAGAGGAGUGGCGGAGCCAGGAAGCUCUGGGGGUGGACAAUCCUCCCCCCCCCCAAAAAAAGAGUGUGGAUAAUGAAAGUUGACCAGCAAUGCUGACCCCUGCCGCCGACCCUGUAUCAGAUAAAACAGCAGAUUAAAGAAAUUCAGAAUAAAAAUUAGCCAGUUAAGUAUCCAUAUUUCUAGGUUCUAUCUUUUCAGAUUCAAGGUAGGUAUGGCUCACAUUUCAUGCCAGAUUAUACAUUUUCACAGUUGUGAUUUAAAAGGGGGGGGGGAGUUGUCAAAGGGUUAUUUCAGCAAAAGGGCUAUAUCAGUUUCCUCUUUCCUCCACCCUUCUGCUUUGCAAAUUUGUUAAUGUUUUUCUUUAAAAGUUAAAUUAAAACAUGAGGUGUAAAUAUACAUAUAUUUUAUCUAGUGUAGAAGGGAGGAAGAGGAGAACCUUGCAUUUUUCACACAUCCUUCGUGUCUGUCCAUUUUGUUAGUAUCUUUGUGAUGUCAUCUGGUGAGCUAUCCACAGGCUGGAUCCAGAGGUGGUGAAAUCCAGAACCUCCACAGCUUGGAAGGUUUGCAUUUUUAAUGCCAGUGAAAGUUGAGGAAAUACUUUCCACAGCCAGCCUCUGCCUUGUCCUUAUUUUUGUGCCUGAUCUUAACAGCGUAAUAAAUAAAAUAGGAUUUGUUUCAGGAUAUUUAGUCUAUAUGUUGAAAUGUUUGGUUGUGAACUUUUUUGCAUGUUUUAUAAUGAUAAAAAUGUUAAGAAGUCAAACAUUUGUGUGUGUGUGUGUUUUGGACACAGGUUGUGAUAAUUUUGGAACGGUGCAUUUGGAAGCCAGUUUGUAUUGUCAGGAUCUAAUUAAAGUUAGAUCCUAUGUCCAUGCGAUCAGAAGCAACUCACCGAGUUCAGUGUGGGAUACACCCCAAUGUAAAUGUGCCUACACUUCUCUUUAAGGAACUGCAGUCCUGACGAUCCUAAACGUCAAUAGGAUACCCUCUUACUUUUUCUAAAGGUUUUCAGGCCUUAAAAUACUAUAGAUACUAUAAUACCACAACUAUGAGCAAUGUCCAGCAA
Zootoca vivipara (common lizard) is the source of this 4436-nucleotide messenger RNA. It is a transcript of the gene HCK, whose product is annotated as HCK proto-oncogene, Src family tyrosine kinase. Gene Ontology annotation, molecular function: ATP binding; protein binding; protein tyrosine kinase activity. The record is from RefSeq and is a predicted model, not a curated record. NCBI's taxonomy places the organism in Eukaryota, Metazoa, Chordata, Lepidosauria, Squamata, Lacertidae. Gene Ontology annotation, biological process: protein phosphorylation.